AUGACUUCUUUCUCUCUCACUUUCACAGCUCCUCUCCUCCCUUCUUCCAAACCCAAAAGAUCCGUUCUUGUCGCUGCAGCUCAGACCACCGCUCCUGCCGAAUCCACCGCAUCCGUCGACGCAGAUCGGCUUGAGCCAAGGGUUGAGUUGAAAGAUGGGUUUUAUAUUCUCAAGGAGAAGUUUCGCAAAGGGAUCAAUCCUCAGGAGAAGGUUAAGAUCGAGAGAGAGCCAAUGAAGCUGUUUAUGGAGAAUGGUAUUGAAGAGCUUGCUAAGAAGUCAAUGGAAGAGCUUGAUAGUGAAAAGUCUUCUAAAGAUGAUAUUGAUGUUAGACUCAAGUGGCUUGGUCUCUUCCACCGUAGAAAGCAUCAGUAUGGUAAGUUUAUGAUGAGGUUGAAGUUACCAAAUGGUGUGACUACAAGUGCACAGACUCGGUAUUUAGCGAGUGUGAUUAGGAAGUAUGGUGUAGAUGGUUGUGCUGAUGUGACAACUAGACAGAACUGGCAGAUCCGUGGUGUUGUGUUGCCUGAUGUGCCUGAGAUCUUGAAAGGUCUUGCUUCUGUCGGGUUAACGAGUCUUCAAAGUGGAAUGGAUAAUGUUAGGAACCCUGUUGGGAAUCCUAUAGCUGGGAUUGACCCGGAGGAGAUUGUUGAUACUAGGCCUUACACGAAUCUUCUUUCUCAGUUUAUCACUGCUAAUUCUCAAGGCAAUCCAGAUUUCACCAACUUGCCAAGAAAGUGGAAUGUGUGUGUGGUGGGGACUCAUGAUCUCUAUGAGCAUCCACAUAUCAAUGAUCUAGCGUACAUGCCUGCCACUAAAGAUGGCCGGUUUGGAUUCAAUUUGCUUGUUGGAGGAUUCUUUAGUCCCAAAAGAUGUGAAGAAGCUAUUCCUCUUGAUGCUUGGGUACCUGCUGAUGAUGUUCUUCCACUCUGCAAAGCUGUUCUAGAGGCCUACAGAGAUCUUGGAACUCGAGGAAGCCGACAGAAGACAAGAAUGAUGUGGCUUAUCGAUGAACUUGGUGUUGAAGGAUUUAGAGCUGAAGUAGAGAAGAGAAUGCCAAAUGGGAAACUUGAGAGAGGAUCUUCAGAGGAUCUUGUGAAUAAACAAUGGGAGAGGAGAGACUAUUUUGGAGUCCACCCUCAGAAACAAGAAGGUCUUAGCUUCAUUGGCCUUCAUGUUCCGGUUGGUAGGCUACAAGCUGAUGACAUGGAUGAGCUUGCUCGGUUAGCUGACACCUACGGCUCAGGGGAGCUUAGACUCACGGUAGAGCAAAACAUCAUUAUCCCAAAUGUGGAAACCUCGAAAACUGAAGCUUUGCUUCAAGAGCCGUUUCUCAAGAACAGGUUCUCACCUGAGCCAUCUAUCCUUAUGAAAGGCUUAGUUGCUUGUACUGGUAACCAGUUUUGUGGACAAGCUAUCAUCGAGACAAAACUAAGAGCUUUAAAAGUGACAGAAGAAGUAGAGAGACUUGUAUCUGUGCCAAGACCGAUAAGGAUGCAUUGGACAGGAUGUCCCAACACUUGCGGACAAGUCCAAGUUGCAGAUAUCGGGUUUAUGGGAUGCUUGACACGUGGUGAUGAAGGAAAGCCAGUUGAGGGAGCCGAUGUGUAUGUCGGGGGACGUAUAGGAAGUGACUCGCAUAUAGGAGAGAUCUAUAAGAAAGGUGUUCGUGUCACGGAUUUGGUUCCAUUGGUGGCUGAGAUCCUAAUCAAAGAGUUUGGUGCCGUGCCUAGAGAGAGAGAAGAGAAUGAAGAUUGAUUCAAAAAGGCUAUUGGGAUUCUUAAUAAGUCAAAGAGGCCUAUGAAUGGUUCUCUCACUGGUUUGAGACUUUGAUACUUGAUACUUGUAUUUGUGCCCAUAAUUUUGGGUUUUGUAGCUCCCCUUUGUUGUAACUUUGUAACAUUGUCCUUGGUUGUUUUGUAAUAUCUAGUUUUUAUUAAUGUAGUAUAAAUUAUGAUUCUUUACCGUAA
Molecule: messenger RNA, 1967 nt
Organism: Camelina sativa (false flax)
Lineage: Eukaryota; Viridiplantae; Streptophyta; Magnoliopsida; Brassicales; Brassicaceae
Product: ferredoxin--nitrite reductase, chloroplastic
Molecular function (GO): oxidoreductase activity; iron-sulfur cluster binding; heme binding
Source: RefSeq, a predicted model, not a curated record